Molecule: messenger RNA, 708 nt
Organism: Chrysochloris asiatica (Cape golden mole)
Lineage: Eukaryota; Metazoa; Chordata; Mammalia; Afrosoricida; Chrysochloridae
Gene: MMAB
Product: methylmalonic aciduria (cobalamin deficiency) cblB type
Exons: 9
Coding region: 1-708 (235 amino acids)
Molecular function (GO): corrinoid adenosyltransferase activity
Source: RefSeq, a predicted model, not a curated record
AUGGCUGUGUGGGGCCUGGGCAGUCGCCUUGCCCUGCGCAGGUGCGUGGGCGCUGGCAAGAUACUGUGUGUCGGUUUCCAGAGCCGCGGCCCUCAGAGCGUGGAAAAUGAGACUAGGUCACAACUGACCUCGAAGACAUCCAAGAUCCCUAAAAUUUACACUAAAACAGGAGACAAAGGGUUUUCUAGUACUUUCACGGGAGAAAGAAGAUCCAAAGAUGAUCAUGUGUUUGAAGCUGUUGGAACGACAGAUGAAUUAAGUUCAAUUAUCGGGUUUGCAAUGGAAUUAAUUGCAGAAAAAGGCCACACAUUUGCUGAAGAGCUUCAGAAAAUCCAGUGCACCCUGCAGGAUGUCAGCGCUGCCCUUGCCACGCCCCGCUCCUCUGCCAGGGAGGCGCACUUAAAACACACCGCAUUCACCGAGGGGCCAGUCCUGGAGCUGGAGCAGUGGAUAGACAAGUAUUCCAGUCAGCUCCCUCCACUCACGGCCUUCAUUCUGCCUUCAGGGGGCAAGAGCAGCUCUGUGCUGCACUUGUGCCGGACCGUGUGCCGCCGAGCUGAGAGACGCGUGGUGCCUCUUGUCCAGAUGGGAGAAACGGAUGCCAACGUGGCCAAAUUCUUAAACAGACUCAGUGAUUACCUCUUCACGGUAGCCCGGUUCGCAGCCAUGAAGGAGGGCAACCAGGAAAAGAUCUACAAGAAACCCUGA